AUGAACUUCAGUCCUACUCAAUCAAUCUCUCCAAACGACUUUUAUACGGCCCCGAAUGAUGCUACAGGGGCGAGUAAAACAAGGUCCCGCCGCCCCUGUGAUUCGUGCCGGCGCAGGAAAUCGCGAUGCGAGAUAGUGGACGGCGCCCCUCCUUGCGUCUUGUGUCGAUUUCAUCGCCAAGAGUGUACCUUUCUGGAAGAUCCCCAGCCAAGGAAACGGAAGGCGGCAUCUUUGAGUGAAGAAGAGCACAACUCGAAAGGGGAGGCUCCGCGCCGCGCUCCACCUCCAACACAGGAAAAGCUUUGGGUUCCGGGAUAUUCGCCUGCAGAUGCCCCGAAGAUUCGUCAAGACCAACCAGUCGACAACUACGCCAAUCUGAAAGGACCCUCCCUUCUAAAGAAGACGCUGGGAUUGCAAAAUCACCGACAUAGCCGCCUAAUAGGCUCGACAUCCCAAUAUGAACAACUACUCCUGGAGCUUAACGACUACCAUAACAAAGAGGAAGUGCCGGUUGGCCUUUCAGCUCUACGAAAGGUUAAUGCUCUCGACACUGCUUUUGUUUUGUCUCCGGACGACGGUACGAGAAACCAUGAAGAUGAGAUCCUAGACCUGGAUGCAAUCGAGACCUUAGUCGCUCCUCAUGGUCAAGCCUUGAUACACUUAUAUUUCCGGAUUGUGCAUCCCAGCUUUCCCAUCUUGCACAAGAGGGUUUUUCUGGAAAAAUACCAGCGGACGCAUCGGGAAUUCUCUCCGCCACUACUUGCUGCAGUCUACAUCCUAGCUUUGAACUGGUGGACGUAUAGCAGUGAGCUGGCUUUGCUCCCAAAACCCGACGUGCCACGGCUGGAGAAGUUGGCUUUCAAAACGAUGAACGACAUAAUACACCGACCAAAACUCUCGACGAUUCAAGCUGGCCUUCUUUUACUUCAGCGGCCAGAAGGCGACUCCUGGGCUUUAACUACACAGCUAGUGGGAAUCGGGCAGGAUCUUGGCCUCCAUCUGGAUUGUUCAAGCUGGAGGAUUCCAUCCUGGGAGCGGGGACUGCGGAAACGACUGGCGUGGGCUCUUUUCAUGCAGGACAAGUGGGGAGCUCUUGUGCAUGGUCGGCCAUCACACAUAAUAGCUUCGGAUUGGGCUGUCCAACCGCUUCAUGAAGACGAUUUCCCCGAGAAUGCGGCCGAUGAAGACAACGAAGACGGUAGUACCGAAGUCGAGAAAGGUCGCGCACUUUUCUGCGAAAUGAUACAGCUUACUGAGAUUCUUGGUUCCAUAUUGUCAAAUUUCUACACUCUGAAGACUGAGGAAGAGUUUAGGCAACGUGCACAGGAAGGUGUACGUUGGUUGCUUGAAAAAGCAAACCCGAUACAGUCGUCCCUCAAACACUGGUUCGACAAUCUGCCACCUUCUCUGAGGAUGGAGGACAUUACUAUGAGAAAGUUAUCUUCAACAGGAUAUCUCCACCUGGGCUAUUAUGCCGUUGGAAUAACGCUUCAUCGCCAGAUCAUUCGCUCCCUUUCUUCGGUCGACGACCCAUCACUCAGAGGAAUCUGCCGUCAAGCCGCCAAUGCCCGCCUCAAAUCGGCAAUGGAGUUUGUGAAGAGCCUUCGUCCUGAACACCUUCAAUCCUUCUGGUAUUCAGCCUCGAAGUAUUGCUUUGCUCUGAUUGGAACAUUCACAUCUUUGCUAUGGGCAACAGCACAAGACAAAGAAGAGGCAGAUCUGUAUAAAGCAAAACUUGACGAAUAUCGUUGGACCCUGCGGUUGUCGUCAAAGUCUGCCGAUUUCCUUGAGCGAGCAAUCAGCAUGCUUGCAACAUCUACCGGUGUCUUGGUCAAGGCAAUACCUGAGAAGCCAAACCCGGAGUUCAUCUUGAAUCGACACCGACACAGAAUGAUGAGCGUGCCGUCUUCCGCGCCACAAAUCCAUUCAGACAACGCGUCUCAAGGACACUCAAUCAUGUAUGAGCAAUCUGAAUCCGAGGCUUACGAGGGCCGGUCUCCAGAGCAGGUUGGAGAAACUCCUUCACCAAACGCUACGGCUAGUGGUGAGUGGAAUGCCGACCCACUGUGGUUUGGAAGUGCAGGGCAAAUCAACAGCAUUGAUGCUGUGUAUAGCGACCAUAACACACCAAAUCUGACAAGAUCUUAUCUGGAGAUGCCGGAUAUGAGACAUCUCCCGAACGGAUAUAACUUCCACGGGUUUUCAGGCUGUGGCCUAACACGAGAGUCUGGUGAUUGAGGCUUGCUUUCGUAUGUACUUGCGUGAUGAUCAUUGGAGUGCAUUGCAUUGAUAAACAUUC
This is a messenger RNA of Lindgomyces ingoldianus, 2299 nucleotides long. RefSeq lists its product as uncharacterized. NCBI's taxonomy places the organism in Eukaryota, Fungi, Ascomycota, Dothideomycetes, Pleosporales, Lindgomycetaceae. The coding region runs from base 1 to 2238 and encodes 745 amino acids. Gene Ontology annotation, cellular component: nucleus. The transcript is spliced from 2 exons. Gene Ontology annotation, biological process: DNA-templated transcription. The record is from RefSeq and is a predicted model, not a curated record. Gene Ontology annotation, molecular function: DNA-binding transcription factor activity, RNA polymerase II-specific; DNA binding; zinc ion binding.